This is a messenger RNA of Toxoplasma gondii ME49, 1043 nucleotides long. RefSeq lists its product as hypothetical. The record is from RefSeq and is a predicted model, not a curated record. The transcript has 5 exons. NCBI's taxonomy places the organism in Eukaryota, Apicomplexa, Conoidasida, Eucoccidiorida, Sarcocystidae. The coding region runs from base 39 to 1043 and encodes 334 amino acids.
AGCUCCAGAGAAACCAGAGUAGCUCUGAGCAGUUCGCAAUGGCGGACUUAGAAACCAUGUUGGGCCCCGGAAGAAUGGGGAGUGUUUAUUCACCCAGGAAUGAUGAAGAACGCAAGAUAACACCAGGCCCUGCAAAGUCAGAGGAGGAUCGGAGAACCAAUGACGAUUCAGAAAGUGAGUCUUCGGAAUGUUCAGACAAGCACGCAUACGACUUCCCGGAAGCCGAUCCUCUCCUUUUUGCAGCAGCUGUGUUAGGCGACAACUCCCUAGUAACUAACGCCGAGACGUACAUUGAAGCCAUCAGAGAGUGGAGGACGUCAGAGGAAAAGAAUUUUCAGCAACAACUCGAAGAUAUUUGCAAAUCAGCAGUUACCACCGACGAGGGGACGGAACUUAUGGCCGUGGAGCUCGAGGGUCUCUUGUCUCGUGGCAACGACAUCGUUGAGAGGAUCAAGGCGGCACGGGCAGACUUGGAGAAAGAGAUUCAUGCCAUUACGCUUGCUGGAAAGUCUGAGGAAAUCAAGGCCGGGGAUUUUCAGACGCAGCUGACUGCCGCUCCCGAGGUGCCAUCGUUAACAGACCAGACUGAGGAAGUUAUAAGGCUGGAGCUCCGCUACACUGACUUGGCACGUAUGCACGUCAGCUGGGAGUGCGAGCAAAAGGCUGCCGAAGCUGAGCUGGAGAAAUUGGAAUCAGAUAUUGGACAGUACUGUUGCGAUAUUGCUGAGGCGUUGGAGGAAGUAACGAAGACAGAGAGGCGGUCAGCACUGUGCCGAGACCAGAAGUACAAGACGCACGACCGUGAUUUCGGUGACGACUCAAGGCUUUCCUCUCCAUCUAUAAGGGAAGGUGCCUCCGCCGAUGCUGACAUGUCUCAGUCAGAUCACUUGGACGAUGUGUCGACAGAAACGAAACGGUUUUUCAAUUCCGUUCUCAUGCAGUGUGCUGAAGUAAGUCUUGUGGAUCGCGUUUGGCUCGCUGUUAUCGAGACCACAGUAUUCGACCGUCGACGUCUCACCUCCCGGGCUCAGAUGCUGAAGUAG